Molecule: messenger RNA, 4044 nt
Organism: Falco peregrinus (peregrine falcon)
Lineage: Eukaryota; Metazoa; Chordata; Aves; Falconiformes; Falconidae
Gene: WNK4
Product: WNK lysine deficient protein kinase 4
Biological process (GO): monoatomic ion homeostasis; intracellular signal transduction; protein phosphorylation
Cellular component (GO): cytoplasm; cytosol
Molecular function (GO): chloride channel inhibitor activity; protein serine/threonine kinase activity; potassium channel inhibitor activity
Source: RefSeq, a predicted model, not a curated record
GGCGGGGCCGGGACCGGGGCCGGUGCCCGGCGGUCGCUCCUGGCCGUGGGGUCGCGGCGGCACCAGGUGCGAAGCUGCGCGGCGGCGGCCCCGGGCCGGGCUGAGGCGAUGCUGGCGGCCGCGCCCGCCGGAGCCAUGUCCCAGCCCGAGGCGGAACGGGCGGGCGGCGGCUCCGCGCCGGAGCCGGAGCCGGAGCCGGGGCCGGGGCUCCCCGGGCGGGCCCCGCACCGCAGCCGCGGCCGGCGGCCCUCGGGGCGCGACUCCCGCCGCGCCUCCUCCCGCUUCAACCGGCGGAGCUCGGCCGAGCUGGAGCUGCUGGGCUACCCGGCACCGGGCGGGGAGCGCGGGGGGUCGCCGCCGCCGCCGGCUGCUGCCGGGCACCUGGAGCCGGAGGAGACGGAGAGCGAGGAGGUGGAGACGCGCGCGGUCGCCACUUCCCCCGACGGCCGGUUCCUCAAGUUUGACAUCGAGAUCGGCCGCGGCUCCUUCAAGACCGUCUACAAGGGGCUGGACACGGAGACCACCGUGGAGGUGGCCUGGUGCGAGCUGCAGACACGGAAGCUGUCGAAGACGGAGCGGCAGCGGUUCAGCGAGGAGGUGGAGAUGCUGAAGGGGCUGCAGCAUCCCAACAUUGUCCGCUUCUACGACUCCUGGAAAUCGUCCAUCAAAGGCCAGGUCUGCAUCGUGCUGGUCACAGAGCUCAUGACGUCCGGCACCCUGAAAACCUAUCUGAAGCGGUUCAAGGAGAUGAAGCUGAAGGUGCUGCAGCGCUGGAGCCGGCAGAUCCUCAAGGGGCUGCAUUUCCUGCAUACCCGUUCGCCCCCCAUCAUCCACCGUGACCUCAAGUGUGACAACAUCUUCAACGGCCCCACUGGCUCGGUCAAGAUCGGGGACCUGGGUCUGGCCACGCUCAAGCGAGCCUCCUUCGCCAAGAGUGUCAUAGGCACCCCCGAGUUCAUGGCACCAGAGAUGUAUGAGGAGAAGUACGACGAGGCGGUGGAUGUCUACGCUUUCGGGAUGUGCAUGCUGGAGAUGGCCACCUCGGAGUACCCCUACUCCGAGUGCCAGAACGCCGCCCAGAUCUACCGCAAGGUCACCUCGGGCCUGAAGCCGAGCAGCUUCUACAAGGUGAAGGUGCCGGAGCUGAAGGAGAUCAUCGAGGGCUGCAUCCGCAUGGACAAGAACGAGAGGUACACCAUCCAGGACCUGCUGGAGCACUCCUUCUUCCAGGAGGACACAGGGGUGCACGUGGAGCUGGCCGAGGAGGACGAUGGCGUCAAGUCUGGGCUCAAGCUCUGGCUGCGCAUGGAUGACACGAAGAAGUUGCACGGCAAGUACAAGGACAACAACGCCAUCGAAUUCCUCUUCGAGCUCUACAAGGACGUGGCGGAGGAGGUGGCCCAGGAGAUGGUGGUCCUGGGCUUUGUCUGUGAGGCUGACUACAAGCUGGUGGCCAAGGCGGUGCGGGACCGCGUGGUGGCCAUCAAGCGCAAACGGGAGAAGCUGAAGCGUGCUCAGGAUGUGCCUUCGCCUGCGGAGCCGGAGCAGUCGCCGGGUGUCCUGCAGCUGCUGGAGGACCUCAAGUCCCCACUGCCGCCUGGUGCCCCCGCGCCUGCCCUGGCCACUCCUGGCUCCGGGGACUCCGUCUUCAGCAGCCCCUUCCCACCGGAGCCCGAGGAGCCCGAGGCUGACCAGCACCAGCACUUCGCCUACCGGCACACCAGCUACUCCUCAGCCACCUCUGACGGUGAGACAGAUGGCUACCUGAGCUCCUCUGGCUUCCUGGACUCCCCGGACCUGGCCCAUCGCAGCUUCUCAGCGGGGGACCCCGCCAGCCCACCACCCAGCCGCCCCCUGCGCUGCUUCCCCACGAGCAUUGCAGUGCAGCUGCCCACCGAGCGCCUGCCCCCCGCCAGCGGCUUCUCCUCCCCAGUGGACAGCUACGCCUCGGAUGUGGCGUCCGGCAUGAGCGACGGCUACGAGGGGCUCUCGGCCAGCGAGCGGAGCGCCAAGCUGCCGCCCAAGCGGGUCUCGGGGAAGCUGCUGCGGCGUCGAGCCCGUUCCAGGCUGCGUAUCACCAACAUCUCUGACAAGAAUGACCGAGUGGUGGAGUGCCAGCUGCAGACCUACAACAACAAGAUGGUGACCUUCAAGUUUGACCUGGAUGGGGACAACCCGGAGGAGAUCGCGGCCGUCAUGGUCCACAACGAGUUCAUCCUCAUGUCAGAGCGGGACGGCUUCAUCCACCGCAUCCGGGACAUCAUCCACCGCGUGGAGACCUUGCUCCGCAAGGAUGGACACAGCACCACAGAGCUGCCCAAGACCCCCGAGGCCGAGUGCAGCCCCGUGGACCUGCAGCUGCAGGAGCUCUCCCGCUCCAUCUCCUCCUCAUCCUCACUCAGCGACCUGGGCUGCACCAGUCCCAGCUUCUCAGUCCAGUCCCCGGCUCUGCCGCUGCUGAGCAGCUCCCCGGCAGAGAAGGACCUCGCCAGCCCCACGGAGCCGCUGGCAGCCCCGGCUGGUGAGCUGCAGCCGAUGCUGCCGGGCUCCACCACAGGCUCAAUGCAGACUUGGCCCCUGGUCUCAAUGGCUCCCUCCUGGCUGACAGCAUCGCCGGCAUUCCCGCAGACGCCCCCGAGCACCCCAGGGGGGCCUGUCCCACCAGCCCUGCCCCAAGCCCUCCUGUCCCCACUGCCACUCCCCACAUCCCCUGUCCCCAGCGAGCCCAGCAGCCCCCUCAGCCCCCCUGUGACCAGCACGCCCUGGUCCCCCACCACCCCCCUCCUGUCCCUGGCCAACGUCUUCUCCCUGGCAGUGAUGAGCGUGGCCCACACGCUGCUGCCCGCUGUCUCCUCCAUCGCCAGCUCGGGUGGGCACCUCUACCCACCGCUGCUGCCGCGGCCGCAGAGCCUCCUCCUGGGGCCCCCACGCUUCGUCUACCCCGACCCCGCCAGCAUGGCCAAGCCAUCCCCGGCCUGCGGUGGCACCCUGCAGUCAGUGGCAGCUGAUGUCCCCGCUGCCGGGGGACCCAUGCCAUCCCCUACCUUGGCACUGGCGUCACCGUGCCCUGCUGGCAGCGAGGCUGCAGGGAGUCCCCUGCUGUCACUGAGCACGCCCACACUGCUCAGUCCCCUGCCAUCACUGAGCACAUCCGCACUGGGGAGCCCGGAGGGCGGCACGGUGCCACCUGGCUCCCCCAAGCCCAGCCACUCGCUCAUCGUCUCGGAGUCACCAGCCCCUGGCGUGCCCAAGGCCCAGCUCUCACCCAUCAACGAAGCAGAAGCCAAGCCCCAGAUCCUGGGCCGGUUCCAGGUGACACCAACCAAAGACCUGGCUGUGAGCUCCCGGGUGCUGGGCAGCAGCGAGGGUGAGCAGCAUGGUGCGGAGCCGGCAGCAAGCAGCUCCCCUCUGCCCGCGGCCCCUGACACGGGGGAUAGCUCGAGCAGCGACUCAGACUCUGUGCUGGAGAUGGCGGAGCAAAACGCUGAGCCUGAGGAGGUGCAGGCUGAGGAGGGCACGGUGCCGCUGGUGGAGAGCGACCAGGAGGGCCCCGGGGAGGAGGGUACAGAGAGUGCGCCGCAGGCGGUGAUUAACCAGGUGUGGAUGAGCUACCCCCGCAGUUUGUCCUACCUGAGCAGCGACGACACCGAGAGCGAGGACGAGGAGAUCUGGGAGGAGCUGCAGAACCUGCGCCAGAAGCACCUGGCUGAGGUGCAGCUGCUGCAGAGCGCCCAGAAGAAGGAGAUCGAGGAGCUGUACCUGCGGAUGGGGAAGCAGCCACCGCUGGCCAUCGUCUCCCCCGCUGCCAUGCUCUCCAGCCGCCAGCGACGCCUCUCCAAGGGCAGCUUCAACCCCUCCCGCCGCAACAGCCUGCAGCGCCUGGAGCUGGCGCAGCCCCCAGCAGCAGGCAUCAUGCGCCGUAACUCACUGAGCGGCAGCAGCACCGGCUCGCAGGAGCAGCGGCUGAGCAAGGGGGUGACCUUCGCUGAUGACUUCGGCCGGAUGUAGCCAGCUGGCCAGGAGUGACUUCAUGAACUACCUCAA